AUGGCAAACCUCGUCAAUCGGCCCCUCGCCGCCAAAGCUCUGGCUGUUCUUGCUGUUGGUGGGAUCGGCACGUACGCAGCCUCAAAAAUCUUCAUCAAGGAGGCCUUUGCACAGUCUCCUGAUCUGGAGCUAAAGAAGGUAUUCGGUCGUGGGCCGGCGUUGAAGUACCUCCGUCUUCAUAGUUCCGAGAGUGUCAAUCACAACACGAAGCGGCUGCGGUUUGAGCUGCCCGGUGGUGAGCGCUCGGUAAGCGGGCUUGGUCUGACGUCUGCGCUCCUCACGUUCUCCAAGCCAGAGGGUAGCUGGCUCCCCGUUGUGCGACCUUACACUCCUGUCAGCAAAUUAGACGAACCCGGCUUCGUUGACCUCCUCGUCAAAAGGUAUCCUGACGGAAAGGCAAGCACUCAUCUUCAUGGCCUCAAGCCCGGCGACAACCUUUUCAUCCUUGCGUCUCUGCCAGGGUUCAAAUGGACGCCGAACAAGUUCUCGCGCGUAUAUCUCAUCGCCGGCGGUGCAGGGAUAACACCCAUCUACCAGCUGGCGCAAGGGAUCCUCGACAAUCCCGCGGAUAGCACGAAAGUGACCGUGGUCUUUGGCGUCAAUACGGAAGAAGAUUUACUUCUGCGUGAGGAAUUUGACGCGUAUAAGCGCGCGCACCCGGACAGGCUUGAUGUCCACUACACCGUCAGUCGUCCAGGAAGCGACUUCAAGCCGGAUCAAGAACUGCGGUCAGGGUAUGUGAUCAAGGACGUCCUUGCGGAAGUCAUGCGUGGGCCAGAGGAGGCCAACACCAAGGUAUUUGUUUGCGGACCCCCCGCUAUGGAGACGUCGCUGGUUGGAGGCGGAUUCGGGAAGCAGAAGGGGAUUCUGGGAGAGUUAGGAUAUUCUAAGGAUAGAAUCCAUCGGUUCUAG
Molecule: messenger RNA, 912 nt
Organism: Aspergillus mulundensis
Lineage: Eukaryota; Fungi; Ascomycota; Eurotiomycetes; Eurotiales; Aspergillaceae
Product: cytochrome b5 reductase family protein
Exons: 3
Coding region: 1-912 (303 amino acids)
Biological process (GO): ergosterol biosynthetic process
Molecular function (GO): cytochrome-b5 reductase activity, acting on NAD(P)H
Source: RefSeq, a predicted model, not a curated record